Messenger RNA from Sorghum bicolor (sorghum), 2859 nucleotides. RefSeq names its product scarecrow-like protein 34. The record is from RefSeq and is a predicted model, not a curated record. Gene Ontology annotation, molecular function: DNA-binding transcription factor activity; sequence-specific DNA binding. Lineage: Eukaryota; Viridiplantae; Streptophyta; Magnoliopsida; Poales; Poaceae. Gene Ontology annotation, cellular component: nucleus. Bases 111 to 2357 code for a protein of 748 amino acids. Gene Ontology annotation, biological process: regulation of DNA-templated transcription. The transcript has 2 exons.
AGAUCGAUCAGUCUUCCAUUCAUAUCUCACAACCGUACAGAAGGACGUACGUCUGGAAUUCAAUUUCCAGGCCUGCUGAUCCCAUCAGGCGCCAUCCCUGCAGGGAAACAAUGGGGACUUGCAAGGCACUGUCUGACUUUUGGCAAGGAUCAAGAACCCCAUCAAUGGAGUUCAACGACAAAUCUAGUUCUAACUUUGAGGAUUUCCAAAGCAACAUGUCGGCUACUUCUGGGUUCUAUGCCUUGGUUGAUCCAGCCGAUGAGUCAAAUGAUUUGGAGUCAUUUUUGCACCAACCAAGAUCCAAGCAUCAUUAUCCUCCUGUAUCAAAUACUUUUAGCGAUAGUGACCAUAUUACAUUGAGCACCCCCUAUUCGAGUACAGUAGAUGGUCCUCAAUUCUGUGACCUCAGUAGCAAUGCGGCACCAGAUUGGUAUGGAACCAGUGUAGCAGACUCUUCUAAUAACAGUUGGACCAACUCAGAUAUAACCAUCGACUACUUAAACAAGCUGUUGAUGGACGAGGACGAUGAGGAUAAGGUAAAAUUACAUCAUGGAGAGUGCGCCCUUAGAGCUAUGGAAGAGCCUUUCUAUAGAAUUCUUGGACAAAAUAAUCCAGCUUAUCCUGAGUCACCAUCACUUUGUAGCUGUGGUCAUCUGAAUAACCUCGACGACAGCAUCAACAAGUCUUCUGGGCUCUCAUGCAGUAGCUGCUCUGUUGCUAUUGAUUCAAGUAAUAGUCAUUCUAAUCACAACUUGCAAGCUUUUGAAGCUCCAUGGAGUUUGUCUGACAUAGUCAAAGAGACAAAACGUUCCACUGAAGGUACACGAAACAUGGAGUUUGGUGUGAAAAUUGAUGGCCUCUCAAUUGCUGAAAAGCGUAGCCGAGAUAAUCAGUCACUUCAGGUAAAUGCUGCAGAUACGAGCAAGCAUGCAUCAUCUGAGGUUCACAGUGGAUAUUUCUCAAGUACAGAAGAUUCUUAUUUGUCAGAAGCAAGAAGUAGCAAGCAGGUUGCCUUUUCAUUCAAUGAGCCAACCCGAGAUGAGAUGUUUGACAGGGUUCUACUCUUCUCUGAGCAUAAACCUACAGAUGAAGCUAUUGUUUUGCAAGAAAUGAUGACAAACAAAUCAACCGGACAUUCACAGAAUGAACAAGGAAGAACAUCAGCUCGGCGGAAGACACGAGGAAAGAAGCAACAGAAGAAAGAGGUGGUGGAUCUAAGAGCCAUUCUUAUCCAUUGUGCACAAGCAGUAUCUGUGAAUAACCAUACCUUAGCAAAUGACAUGCUGAACAUAAUAAGGCAACAUUCCUCAAUAACUGGGGACGAUACCCAGAGGCUAGCAUUUUGUCUAGUGGACUGCCUUGAGGUGCGAUUAGCUGGAACUGGGUGUCAGCUGUAUCGCAAAUUGAUCACUAAAAGCAGCAACGCUGUGGCCAUUUUAAAGGUAUUACAAUUGUCUUUAGCGGUAAAUCCUUUAUUGAGGGCAUCAUUUUAUUUCUCAAAUAAGACAAUCCUUGAUGUCUCGAAGGGAAAAUCUAAGGUGCACAUUAUCGAUUUUGGCAUUUGCUUUGGAUUUCAAUGGCCAUCACUGUUUGAGCAACUCGCAAAGAGGGAAGAUGGGCCGCCCAAGGUUCGGAUCACAGGUAUUGAGCAACCAAUGCAAGGAUUUCGACCAAACCAAAUGAAUAAGCAGAACACGGGACAGCGAUUAGCUGAUUAUGCUAGCAUGUUCAAUGUGCCUUUUGAAUAUCAAGCAAUAUCAUCAAUGUGGGAAACCAUAAGUAUAGAAGAUCUUAACAUUGAGGAAGAUGAUGUGCUGAUAGUCAACUGCAUAGACCGAAUGAAGAUUCUGGGUGAUGAGACAGUAUCCAUAAACAGCGCAAGGAAUAAGGUUCUCAAUACCAUUAGAAUGAUGAAGCCAAAAAUUUUUGUGCAUGGAGUAGUGAAUGGAUCAUACGGUACCCCCAUCUUUUUAACACGUUUUAAAGAAGUAAUGUACCAUUACUCUGCAUUAUUUGAUAUCUUUGAUAAAACUGUUCCACGAGAUAAUGAGACAAGAUUGCACAUAGAGAGGAGCAUGUUUCUGUCCCAACUUCUCAAUGUCAUCGCAUGUGAAGGAUCCGAAAGGAUUGAGAGGCCAGAGAAUUAUAAGAAAUGGAAGUCACGAAGCCUGAAUGCUGGCCUUGAGCAGCUCCCACUGAAUCCAGACAUUGUGGAAGUAAUAAGAGAAAUGGUGGGAAAAUAUCACAAAGAUUAUGUUAUCUACGAAGAUGAUCAGUGGCUACUACUAGGAUGGAAGGGAAGGAUACUGAAUGGAAUAUCCACAUGGAAACCUAGUGAGUCAUAUGUUGGUGACUAAGACUUAAGAAGCUUUCUAGUACGUCCAGAGGUUUGACAAUCCUAUGUAUCAAUAGUCUGAACUUAUGAUAUAUUGUUAAGCUUUUUACUGUGUGCUGGCAAUGCAUUGCAAUUGGCUAACUAGUUCGACAGUGCUUCCAAAGUGCAACACUUUGCAUAGUUGUUGCUUUUAAACAUUUGAAUUUGUGUUGCCAAUAUAUCCUUUCUUACCUAAACUAAUUUGUUCGAUUGCCUUUCUGUCAUAUAAUCUAUGGCGUUUCCAUUACACAUCAAAAUGUUGCCAGAUGGUGGGACGAAUUCUGGGCAAGUUUAAUUCUUUAGCCUUUGUUCAUACAUGGGCAAUAAUCAGAGCAUUUUACAUCCAAGCAUGCUCUAUUUCUAUGGGCAAUUAUGAAUUGUGGAUCCCCGUAUCGUAACUAGAUUAGAUCACAGUUGGGAGUUACUAGCAUUAUAACAACGAGGCACAGUCAUGCCCGCCGAGCAAGAAAGAAACGAAGGAGGCG